AUGAAGAUUUAUACAAAAAGAGAAGAUAAAUACAUAGUUCGUUAUGAUAGAACAACACCGUUAUGGGAUGUUAUGAAAACAUUGUGGGAGUGCAAAUAUUUCGAACCUAUUUCUUAUGGAGAACUUUUCACAUAUACGACUGACUUAUAUAAACAGAACCUUGCACGAUUUAAAGAUUUGACAUAUGCUCCAAAGUAUUGUGUACAACUGAAGAAGAAAGCCGAGUCAAAAGAAGUAAAUAAAAAUAAGUGCAAGUUCAUUCCUGAGCACGUUUUCUUUGCUGACUUUGAGUGCAGUACUGAUGGCUUUCAUAAAGCUUUUAACAUCUGUUAUGACAGUGAAGAUGGUUCAGUGAGUGAAAGCAUAUGGGGUCAGAACUGUGCAACAGAAUUUUUGGAGCGACUUCCUGACAAGAGUUUAAUAUAUUUCCAUAACCUCAGUUAUGACAUAAACUUCAUCUUAAGACACAUGACAGAAGUGAAAGGAACUCCCAUCAUUAAAGGUUCACGAACAAUGCAAAUAACUGGCUUAUAUAAAGGUAAAGCAAUCAUUAUUAAAGAUUCAUACACUGUUAUAAAUAAGAAGCUUAAACUAUUUCCUGCUAUGUUUCAUUUGCAGUGCGGUGAAAAGGAAGUAUUUCCAUACAACUACUACAGCAGUGUUUUGUUAGCAAAUGACAACAGAACUGGUGUCAUUUCUGAAGCGUGUAAGUUUGUAAAAGAUAUUGAUACGUUCAUGAAAAACAUAGAUUUAAUCGAAAACUGCAGAAUAGAUGAGAACCACUUCGAUUUAGAAAAGUAUAGUACAUUCUAUUGCAAACAAGAUGUAAGAAUUUUAAGAGAAGGUUUUGUUAAGUUCCGCAAUGAUAUAUUGAAAGAGUUUGAUUUAAACGUUUAUGAUUACGUUAGCAUUUGUUCAAUUGCUAACAAAUUAUUUGAGAACAGAGUGUACUUCCCGAAUGGAAAUUUAUAUGACCUCUCAAAUAAACCAAGAGAAUUUAUUUCGAGAUGCAUUCAAGGUGGAAGAUGUAUGCUGUCAGAUAACAUGAAACAAAAGAGCGAAAAGAAACUCAUUGCUGAUUUCGACGCUGUUUCAUUAUAUCCAUCAGCUAUAGCAAGACUUUAUACUUUAGAAGGUAUUCCAAAGGUUAUGAAGAAAGAAAUGUUAAGCACAGAGUAUCUCAUGAGACAUUUAUUCGAUGACGACCAAAAGGAACCCAUUGGUGAAAAGUUUAUGUCUGGCUUCUUUGUUCUCAUUAAGAUAACAGAGAUUGGAAUACAUAGACACUUUCCUUUAAUAGUUUGUGACCCUGAACUAAAUCCAGAACUUAACGUUCCCAGAAGUUCAAACACUUGCUGUUUAAUGUAUGUUGACCAUAUAACAUUACAAGACCUCAUAAAAUAUCAAG
Trichomonas vaginalis G3 is the source of this 1408-nucleotide messenger RNA. RefSeq names its product organellar and viral DNA polymerase type B. The transcript has a single exon. NCBI's taxonomy places the organism in Eukaryota, Parabasalia, Trichomonadida, Trichomonadidae. The record is from RefSeq and is a predicted model, not a curated record. The annotation marks the transcript as partial. Gene Ontology annotation, molecular function: nucleotide binding; DNA binding; DNA-directed DNA polymerase activity. Gene Ontology annotation, biological process: DNA replication.